UGAGCGGGGAAAAACGGAAAAAAAAUUAUUUUUAUUUUGCGUCAUUGGCGACACAGCCAUUCCAAGAAAAAGGGAACUCCCAGCAGAGAAAGGACGGAUCGUCGGUGGGGGUCGCCCGAUCGCAGAUCACUCCCUCUCUCGCCGAUAUGACUCAGUCGUUUCAACCUGUUAUCCUUUAACCAUCCGUUUGUUCACAUUUCACAUCUCCUCAUGAAAUUGUCGAAAUAGGCCCUGACCCCUCAGGAAAAGGAGAUUCCCGUUUCCUGUAAGAUGGGAUCGAGGAUACGGGAGAAUGUCUAUCAUUUGUUCGAGUGUUUCUGCGAGGUGGUCAAGCCUCAGGCCGGCGUCAAGGAUGCUUGGAUCAUCCAAAAGUUCCCGGACUCCUACAAAGACGAGGAGGUGCUCAAGUCCGUACCGCAGUUCUCGUAUCCUUGCGAAUUUGACAACUCUGUGAUACAACAUUACUCAUUUGUCUUAACAAGCGUCGAUUCAAAAUGGACCUUCGGCUUCUGCAGACACGACCCAAAGUCUUCGACUGCCGUUGUCAUCCUAAGUUUUCUCCCAUGGCACGAAGCCUUUUAUGAAAUGUUGAACAAAAUAUCUGAACUGAUUCACAACCACACGCAGACAGAUUUUCUAACUCCGUUCCUCUCGCAUGUAUACUCUAGCAAAGUACCUGAUCCUGGAACGACUAUGGAAUAUCCGUUAAACAAUGGCACUAAUAAUAUGUUUAAAUGUCAUGCUCCUAAGCAAUUUCAACUACCAAGCAUACCUGAAAAUAGGAAUUUAACGGAAUAUUACAAUGCAGUCGACUGUGAUAAUAUGAUAACAAUAUUUGCCUCGAUGCUCUAUGAACGGAGGAUAGUUUUCACUUCAAAAAAACUCUACAGGUUGAGCGCAUGCGUGCAAGCUGCUAAUGCUAUAAUCUAUCCGAUGAACUGGCAGCACAUUUUCAUCCCUGUCCUUCCGUUGAAUCUAGUCGACUAUCUCCUUGCCCCUAUGCCUUAUCUUAUAGGUGUGCCAAAUGCUCUUCUUGAUAAAGUGAGAAAAGUCGAUGUUGGAGAUGUCGUUAUCCUGGAUGCCGACAACAAUUCUGUAGAAACACCAUUUGAUGAUGUCUCGAGUCUUCCACAAGAUGUUGUAAAACAAUUGAAAACGCAGCUUCGUAACAGGGCGGCUCUUCUGGGAGAUGGGGUCAGUCGGGCGUUCCUUAGGGCGUUGGUACACCUGAUAGGAGGCUAUCGAGACGCGUUGAAUGUCCACCAAGGGGAAAAGAUAACAUUCAACAAGGACGCUUUUGUCGAAUCGAGGCCUCCGAACAUUCAGCCGUUCCUUCGGAAAAUGCUUGAUUUGCAAAUAUUCCAACAAUUUAUUGAUGAAAGGUUAGCGAUGUUGAAUGCUGGGCUUGGUUUCUCGGACGAAUUUGAACACGAAGCGUGGAACUACUGUGAUAAGAACAGUUCACGAUUAAAAAAUCAAUACAAAGAAUGGACAAAUGCCAUGAAAAAAGAAGGAAGUGCAUUUUUCAAAAGUGUAAAAACGAGAGCAAAUCCAGCAGUGAAAUCUGCAGUAAAAACUGCUAAAGAAAGAGGAAAAGACUUAGGGAAAGCAUACAAAGGAAUAAAAUCAAAGUUUAAAGAUUUUGGAGAAGAUAAAGGACGGCCUAGAAGUCAGAUAUCAACUUCAUCCGGUUCAUCGUCAUUUAGAAAAGAUCUACUUACAAAACAAAGAAGAAGUGCUGCACCUGAUAUAAGUCAAAGCCAAGCACCAUACACUGUUUUAACUCCAACCUCUCCUGAUCAUGGGGAAUGUUCAAAUCUGCAGCUGUCUCCUUUGAACAUGGAUUUGAUGGGAGACCUGCAAGAUGUCCUUUUUAAUAAGUGUUCCCUACUUGACACUCCGGUUCAAACGCCAAAUAAGAUCAAGCCAGUGAGGAGCUUUGACAAUUUCAAAACCGGGAAUGGAACAGUACUAGAUAAUUCAAUUUUUGGUGAAUCAGCAGCUGCAGGGAGUGAUGACAGUGUUUUCCUUUUAGGCGCCAAAACGGAACAUGUUCAAAAACUAACUCCAACACAUAAAUCUCAAGUAAAAUCAUCAAGUAGUGAUACAGUCGAUUUGAUUCGUCUUGAUUCGACCCCGAGCGAUGAAUUUGAUCCGUUGGAAAACGGCGAACUUGUCGGGCACAGUUUAACAAACCCACUUUAUCCGUAUUAUACAUCUCGGCAAGCAUCAGACACACAUCGGGAUAUGGAUUUACUUAGAGAGUACGGCUUAGAUUUUAAUAGCAUAUCCUCGGCACCGCAGCCUCUAGCCCAGGCUGCUCAAAGCAAUUGGACUAAGUUUGAAUAAAUGGGUGGUAUUCACCGAUAUCUUCCAUAUUUGGCUUCCUUCAAUCCCCAAAACAAUAUUUUAAUUUAUUUAUUUUAAUUCAUAUCAGAUCGGCAAUAUAUAUUACAAUUUAAUUCA
Messenger RNA from Cimex lectularius (bed bug), 2466 nucleotides. Its product is annotated as DENN domain-containing protein 1A-like. Lineage: Eukaryota; Metazoa; Arthropoda; Insecta; Hemiptera; Cimicidae. The transcript has 14 exons. The record is from RefSeq and is a predicted model, not a curated record. Gene Ontology annotation, molecular function: phosphatidylinositol phosphate binding; guanyl-nucleotide exchange factor activity. Gene Ontology annotation, cellular component: intracellular membrane-bounded organelle; cytosol. Gene Ontology annotation, biological process: endocytic recycling; endocytosis. Bases 271 to 2349 code for a protein of 692 amino acids.